Molecule: messenger RNA, 961 nt
Organism: Ananas comosus (pineapple)
Lineage: Eukaryota; Viridiplantae; Streptophyta; Magnoliopsida; Poales; Bromeliaceae
Product: thylakoid lumenal 19 kDa protein, chloroplastic
Exons: 1
Coding region: 103-810 (235 amino acids)
Biological process (GO): photosynthesis
Cellular component (GO): photosystem II oxygen evolving complex; photosystem II; extrinsic component of membrane
Molecular function (GO): calcium ion binding
Source: RefSeq, a predicted model, not a curated record
UCCGAAACCCCCGACCUCUUCGUUUUGUGGAUAACAGUUAAGCUCAUCACCUCCAAUCCAAUCUCUCGCCUUUCUCCUUCAUCACAAGCCUAAUCCCCAGCAAUGGCGACUCUCUCCUUCCCCUCCGCCCUCCUCUCCACCCCUUCCAACACCUCCGCCCACCCCAUCCCCAAACCCCGCUCCUCUCUCCCCCUCACCCCCACCACCAACACCAAACCCCUCUCCUCCUCCCUCGCCGCCGCCGGCGAUCCCUCCUCGUCCUUCCAGAUCUACUACGGCACCGCCGCGAGCGCCGCCAACUACGGCGGGUACGGCGGGAACGCGAGCAAGAAGGACUCGGCGGAGUACACGUACGAGGUCCCCGCGGGGUGGAAGGAGCGGCUCGUCUCCAAGGUCGAGAAGGGCACCAACGGCACCGACAGCGAGUUCUUCAACCCCAAGAAGCGCUCCGAGCGCGAGUACCUCACGUUCCUCUCUGGCCUCCGCGCCCUCGCCCCCGUCGACGACGUCCUCAACAACCUCGCCCUCUCCGACGUCGCCCUCCAGGACCAGAUCGCCGCCGCCGACGCCGUCCGAUCCCGCGAGCGCAGGGACGACGGCGGCCAACUCUACUACGACUACGAGAUCGAGGGCGCCGCCGCGCACAGCUUGAUCUCCGUCACCUGCGCCCGCAACAAGCUCUACGCCCACUUCGUCACCGCGCCCAACCCCGAGUGGACCCGCGACCAGGACACCCUCCGCCGCCUCCAUCACUCUUUCCGCACCGUCGCCGCCGACACCCCCGCCUCUUCCUCCUCCUCAUCGUCUUGAUUAGCUUUACCUUCGAUUUUCCUGAUCUGAUUGCGGUGUCGUGUGUGCAUAUGAGACGUUGAGAUCGUAACAUCAAAAUGAUGAUGGGUGAGAGGAGAUUGUAUAUUUGUACGUUGAGAGCACAACGGAAAAUUCAAGUUUACCGUGUCAA